Messenger RNA from Bactrocera tryoni, 563 nucleotides. RefSeq lists its product as uncharacterized. The record is from RefSeq and is a predicted model, not a curated record. The coding region runs from base 5 to 274 and encodes 89 amino acids. The transcript has 3 exons. NCBI's taxonomy places the organism in Eukaryota, Metazoa, Arthropoda, Insecta, Diptera, Tephritidae.
UUUUAUGGAUUCUGAACAACAUGGACGGUCCCGUUGUUCGCAUUUUUUAAGUAUUUGCUUCCUCGCCAGUGCUAUGUUCAAACAUAAAAAAUUUGUUGGCGUUUCCUGCCCAAAUGGCUGUAAAGAAGGGUCUCAACAUAUUCCGGUUAGUGCUAAAAAUCCUUUUGGAGUUGUUACACAAACGAAAGAAUAUAAUAUUGGCAAUGAUGCCCCUGACGACGCGAGGUUGCUACUGCAUCGACAUGCCGUUUGUAAAACAUUGCCCAUUCAAUGACUAGGAUUCGAUACAAUCAUCGAUGUGAGCAUGUACUACAUAAUAUUAUACUUAUUUAAGAUAAUUGUGCGAAAGUAAGACUUUAAUAGCGUUAUUUGUUUAAUAAUUUACGUUAAUGUAAAAUAAGGAUAGUAAUUUUGCAGGAAUGUGGCUAUAAGUAGUACAUAAAUAUAACCAAUUCUAAGUACAAAAGGAAUUUCCAUAUAACAAUUGUAAAUGAUUGAUUUUACCCAAAAUUCUUUUAUUAAUAUUAUAUUACAGCUUUUAUCUAUUUACUUAUAUACACCAC